AUGCAGAAACCAAUUACCUCCAUUUUCUGGCCCACAGAUCUUCUCAAACCAAAACCCCUCGACAACUUGGUUGUUGUCGGUUACAAAGUGGACGAGAAGGUGGUGGUGAUCGAUUUUGUUCAGUACUCAAAAUUCAGAAAACUCAAUCUCAAGUCCAACAAGCCAAACCUGUGUUUGGAAAUCAUUGGCACUGUCAACUUCCACCACAUGAACUAUCGAAUGUUCAAGUUUGACACAAAGUUUGGAAAACCCGUCAUGGAACAAAACGAGAACCUGAUUUUGUUCAAGCCGCCGUUGUCGAGGAAACUCGAAUACUACUCGAUAAAACACAUUGCCGUGAACAUCUUUUGGACUGAGCCUGUUCUUGACACAAUUCCCGACCCAGAAAACACGUGCACGCGUCUAUGUUUGCAUUUCGACAGUCGACCAAAACUCACAAACCUCAAGGAAGUGAUAAAGUUCAUCAAUCUUACCGAGUACUCAAGAUAUAAACUACUACACUCAGGCAGCAACAGUAGACCUCUAUAUUCAAAAUUGCUAGGUUCACUGCUCAAUUGGAUAGGUUCUGUGGUGCUCGCAACAUACCAGACCACCAUAGUGCCCUUGUGUGGUCUCCUAAUAUUCAUCCUCAACUACCCAUUAUGGCAGCAUUCAGACCCAGAAAGAACCAUCACUCUUAGCUCCUCGAGCUUUUUGUUCCACCAACUUAAUUUUCGGCUCAAACAGUUUCAAUAUCUCCCGUGUCAGUUUCUCAAGCUGCGAAAUUCGAUGCUCGAAACAGAAGACCUCAUUAUCAAGGGAACGAAAUUCUCGCCUGGAGCAUAUAUCAAACUCUACAACACGCUGUGGCUAAUUUUAAACGAUCUGCUACUUGGAAUAAUAACGUCAACUUUACUAUCCAAAUACCACGACCAACUGCAUAUUGGAAUCAACAGCACAAUCAUUGGAUUUGAAAGCUUUCUGGUCAAUUUGAUCCAUUGGUUGAUGAACUCUCCAGCAGGUUUCAAACUGAAUAACGAACUCGCAGAGUUUUUUGGUGAACUAAUCAUGUGGGUGCUUGACUUUUGGAACGAGUUUGUGCUCCAAUACUUUACCAGAAACUCUUCAACUGUUCUGAAGCUUGUCACAGUGCUCACCAGAUUUGGAGGGUUCAAUCUUCUGAUUGCCACAAUCCUUGAUUGUUUGAGCAUAGUCACUUUCCACCUGCAUUGUUUCUACUUCUCGUCUACAAGAGUCUUCAAUUGGCAAUCGCAUAUCUUACGCUCUUUGUUCAGACUGUUCUACGGCAAGAAAUACAACAUCCUCAGAAAUAGAAUAGACUCCAACAAUUACGAAUUUGACCAGCUUCUUUUCGGGAUCAUCAUAUUCACCCUGUUGGUGUAUCUGCUACCAACCGUGGUUGCGUUCUAUUUAAGUUUUGUUUCCGGAAGAAUAGUCGGGAUGUUGAUCACCACGGCUCUGGAGUUUGUGCUUGUCACGCUCAAUCACCUUCCGAUAGUGGCUCUUUUGCUCAAAGCAAAGCAUAAAGAACGACUUCCGGGGGGGAUUGUCUUCGAAUACGAAUCCAACGGAAGCGAUGCAUUCUGCUUCAAACUAAUGGCCAGACCUUUGAGCCUGAAGGAGAUAUUCAACAGUCAUAUCAAGUCGAUGCUGAACUUCAACCUAAUUAAUUUACAAGAGUCCCAAGGAUACCGUACCAAGCUGGGUCUUGCAGACGUUCUGGAUCAAUGGGGUCGCGUGUCUCCUAUCAAAAUUGCACGCAAAAUCGUCUUGGGAGAGGUUUUUGGAAGCUUUGACUACAAAAAACUGUUCUAA
Ogataea philodendri is the source of this 1815-nucleotide messenger RNA. RefSeq lists its product as uncharacterized. NCBI's taxonomy places the organism in Eukaryota, Fungi, Ascomycota, Pichiomycetes, Pichiales, Pichiaceae. Gene Ontology annotation, biological process: GPI anchor biosynthetic process. Gene Ontology annotation, cellular component: endoplasmic reticulum; membrane. The transcript has a single exon. Bases 1 to 1815 code for a protein of 604 amino acids. The record is from RefSeq and is a predicted model, not a curated record.